AAAUUGGAAUCUCCAAAGAAGAGGCACUGGAAGCGUUACAGGUUGUGAGGCAGGAGUGUCACGGGGAUGCAGCAAGGACUGCUGGGGGAUCAUGUGCCAUCAGGAAGUGCACAGCACUGGAACUUCUGGAAGAGGAGCAAGCCCAGGGCUUCAUCAUCACCUUCUGUUCAGCGCUAGACAAUAUUCUGGGAGGUGGUGUGCAGCUAACAAAAAUCACCGAGAUCUGUGGAGCACCUGGUGUUGGGAAGACACAGCUAUGUAUGCAGCUGGCCGUGGAUGUGCAGAUCCCCGAAUGCUUUGGGGGUGUAGGUGGAGAAGCUGUGUUCAUUGACACUGAAGGAAGUUUCAUGGUGGACAGAGUGGUGGAUAUUGCCACUGCCUGUGUGCAGCAUUGCCGGCUGAUUGCUGAAGCUCAUCAAGAAGAAGAUCAUCUGAAAGCUUUGGAGACUUUCUCUCUUGAAAAUAUCCUUUCUCACAUAUAUUACUUCCGUUGCUGUGACUACGUAGAGCUUCUUGCACAGGUCUACCUCCUCCCAGACUUCCUUUCAGAGCAUUCCAAGGUGCGGCUGGUGGUAAUUGAUGGGGUGGCAUUCCCUUUCCGCCACGACUUUGAGGACCUGUCCCUUCGAACGAGGCUCCUGAACGGGCUGGCACAGCAGCUGAUCAUCCUGGCCAACGACCACAAGUCAGCUGUGGUUCUGACAAACCAAAUGACAACAAGGAUUGGACAAAGCCAGUCCACGUUGGUACCUGCUUUAGGGGAAAGCUGGGGACAUGCUGCUACUGUCCGUUUAAUCUUUCACUGGGACAACAGUCAGAGGCUGGCAACGUUGUACAAAUCCCCAAGUCAGAAGGAGUCAACCAUACCAUACUGCAUCACAUCUCAUGGCUUCCGAGAUGUGCAGCCUCCAGCUGUCACUCAACAUGCAGAAGAAACUGAAAUGAACCCUCGCAAACGGCCACGGAGAGAAGAGGAAAA
Messenger RNA from Merops nubicus (carmine bee-eater), 979 nucleotides. It is a transcript of the gene RAD51C, whose product is annotated as RAD51 paralog C. The transcript has 8 exons. The annotation marks the transcript as partial. Gene Ontology annotation, cellular component: replication fork; Rad51B-Rad51C-Rad51D-XRCC2 complex; Rad51C-XRCC3 complex. NCBI's taxonomy places the organism in Eukaryota, Metazoa, Chordata, Aves, Coraciiformes, Meropidae. The record is from RefSeq and is a predicted model, not a curated record. Gene Ontology annotation, molecular function: four-way junction DNA binding; ATP binding; crossover junction DNA endonuclease activity. Gene Ontology annotation, biological process: meiotic DNA recombinase assembly; DNA repair; reciprocal meiotic recombination.